Messenger RNA from Onychostruthus taczanowskii (white-rumped snowfinch), 879 nucleotides. RefSeq names its product homeobox C11 (gene HOXC11). Lineage: Eukaryota; Metazoa; Chordata; Aves; Passeriformes; Passeridae. Gene Ontology annotation, cellular component: nucleus. Gene Ontology annotation, molecular function: RNA polymerase II cis-regulatory region sequence-specific DNA binding; DNA-binding transcription factor activity, RNA polymerase II-specific. The record is from RefSeq and is a predicted model, not a curated record. The transcript has 2 exons. Bases 1 to 879 code for a protein of 292 amino acids. Gene Ontology annotation, biological process: regulation of transcription by RNA polymerase II; anatomical structure development.
AUGUUCAACUCGGUGAGCCUGGGCAACUUCUGCCCCUCGCCGGCGCGCAAGGAGCGCUCGGGCGGAGGCGGCGGCGACUUCGGCGAGCGCGGGGGCAACCUGUACCUGCCCGGCUGCGCCUACUACGUGCCCGAGUUCCCGUCCGUGCCCCCGUUCGCCCCCGCUCGCCAGAUCCCGUACCCGUACGGCGCCAACCUGGCGCAGGUGCCCCGCGAGGUGCCCUACGCGCUGGAGCCCUCGGGGAAGUGGCACCCGCGCGGGAGUUACGCGGCGUGUUACCCCGCGGAGGAGCUGAUGCACAGGGAGUGCCUGCCGCCCGCCGAGGUGCUGAUGAAGAACGAGAAUUAUCAUCAUCACCACCACCAUCAUCAUCACCACCACGCGGCCGCGCCGCCGCCGCCGCCGCCGCCUCCGCCGCCCGCGGGGUUUUACUCGGCGGCCAGCAAAAACUCGGUGCUGCCGCAGGGCUUCGAUCGAUUCUUCGAGAACUCCGCGCCCGACGGCGAGAAGAGGCCGCCUGGCAACGCGAGGGAGGAGGAGGAAGAGGAGGAAGAGGAGGAGGAGGAGGAGGAGAAGGCCAAGCCCGGCUCGGCCGCGGCGCCCUGCCCGUCGGGAGCCCAGGAGCGCCCCAAGAGCGGCGCUCAGGGCGCCCCCAGGACGCGGAAGAAGCGCUGCCCGUACUCCAAGUUCCAGAUCCGGGAGCUGGAGCGCGAGUUCUUCUUCAACGUCUACAUCACCAAGGAGAAGCGGCUGCAGCUCUCGCGGCUGCUGAACCUGAGCGACCGCCAGGUGAAGAUCUGGUUCCAGAACCGCCGCAUGAAGGAGAAGAAGCUGAGCCGGGACCGCCUGCAGUACUUCUCGGGGAACCCCUUGUUGUGA